GUAAGCCCGGCAGCAGAGGGCGGGGCGCUGCUCUCGAGUCCUGGAUCUCCAAGUUACGGGCUCGUCUCUUCCCCAGUUUCUUCUUUCAAAACCAGCCUUUACAGGAUCCUGAGGCCACUCCAUUCCCACAGCCCAUUUCCUGCUGCAGAUCACUGCAGUCUGAACCCAGGAGGGGAACCCAGUUGUCGCCCUCGUCCGCCCGGGCCAGUCCGGUGGAGGGUGGGUGAGGGUCUUGCCCCACUUUCCCCCCUCGCGGCUCGCGCUCUCCUGCCGGUUCCCCGGCUUCUGCCGCCCAGACCAUGGCCCAGAAGCCGAAGGUAGACCCACACGUGGGGCGGCUGGGGUACCUGCAAGCGCUGGUCACGGAAUUCCAGGAGACAGAGAGCCAAGACGCCAAAGAGCAAGUGCUCGCCAACCUCGCCAACUUCGCCUAUGACCCUAGCAACUACCAGUAUCUGCGGCAACUGCAGGUUGUGGACUUAUUCCUCGAUUCGCUGUCGGAGGAGAAUGAGACCCUGGUGGAGUUUGCCAUUGGAGGUCUCUGCAACCUAUGCCCAGACAGGGCCAACAAGGAGCACAUCCUGCAGGCAGGGGGCGUCCCACUCAUCACCAGCUGCCUGUCCAGCCCCAACGAGGAGACUGUGCUGUCUGCUGUCACCACGCUCAUGUACCUGAGCUCACCAGGCCCCGGCGCCCGCCCCGAGCUGAGCACUGAGCCCGUGGUGCAGUGCAUGCUGCGCUUCUCCCUCUCGGCCAACGCCAGGCUCCGGAACCUGGCCCAGAUCUUCCUGGAGGACUUCUGCACCCCCAGCCAGGUGGCCGAAGCCCGCGGCAGGCAGGCCCACUCUGCGCUGGGCAUCCCACUGCCAAGGACAGAGGCCCCGCCACGGCCCUAGCACCCUUACUGCCAGAGACCACUGUCACGGUGGGGCACGGGGAGCAGGGGGCACGCACUGCCAGGUGGCGCCGGAGCAGCCGCUUGAAAGGCGUUUUCCAGCAUGACAGGUAUUUCCACCGUGACGGAAGGCACUGGAAUGAAGCAGCCAGACCCUGAGGCACAUAGAGGACAUCAAAGCUGGCACUGCCACUCUCCCAGGCUGGCACUCAGGUUCCACCUGCAGCGCCAGCCCAGCCAGGCUCACUCCCCUGUGCAAGACACCGGUUCCUUGGAUCCAGACUUCACAUGGCAUUCUCGUGAGCAGCAGCUGGGCCUAGGCUUAGGAGGGUUGCCCGUCUGAAGGAAAUAAGGGCUUCCUUACUCCUUCCCAGAAGGGUAUGGAGUGUCGGGCGAGCUGGAAACCACAAACCUGGUGGUCAGAGGCUCUGGGGCCCUGGGGUGCAGGGCAGGCGUCCUGGUUCUGGAGGCUGGCUCUCUCCCGCUCACGCUCUCCAGGCAGGGCACUCACUGACCACCUGGGCAACUCUGCGGCCCAGGUUUUACCGUCCACUAGGUUUCAUGGAAGGGACACAGAUGAAGACAUGGCCUCUGCUUUGAGCGAUCCAGAUCAGUACCUGCUAAUGUGGCCAUCAGGGACUGAGACCAAAACCAGGUGGCUGGUGACACCUCAGAGCUGGAGCUGCCUCUUCUCCCACCACCCAGUAGUUUGUGGGGGGGCCCUACCCUAGAGUGCUCAGGCUCACUAGGGCAUCAGGAUACAAGUGUAAGAUGCUCAGGGGGCAACAUAUGCUGGCAGUGUGGCCCAGUGUUCUGUGCAUCUGCAGGUGUGCUUGUGAAGAGGAACAGUACCCAGUGAGAAGCUGGGGUUCAGGGAAAGGGGAGGGUGUGGACAUGGGCAGAAUGUGGGGCCACUGGAUUAAGGGGAGAGGGGGGGAAUGCCUCCAUCAGCCCCUGUCCAGCUCUCCCCAUGCAAGGCACCU
Tupaia belangeri chinensis (Chinese tree shrew) is the source of this 1878-nucleotide messenger RNA. RefSeq names its product armadillo repeat containing 7 (gene ARMC7). NCBI's taxonomy places the organism in Eukaryota, Metazoa, Chordata, Mammalia, Scandentia, Tupaiidae. The transcript is spliced from 3 exons. The coding region runs from base 300 to 896 and encodes 198 amino acids. Gene Ontology annotation, molecular function: protein binding. The record is from RefSeq and is a predicted model, not a curated record.